CUCCGGUACGUCCUUGACUUCUAGACUCACGCCCGGCACCUCCUGUCAGCAUGACGUUCAACGGGACCUGGAAAGUGGACCGCAGCGAGAACUAUGACAAGUUCAUGGAGAAGAUGGGUAUUAACCUGGUGAAGAGGAAACUGGCGGCCCAUGAUAACCUGAAGAUCACGCUGGAGCAGACUGGAGACAAGGUUAUUGUGAAGGAGGUCAGCACCUUCCGUACGCUGGACCUGGACUUCACGCUGGGCGUCACGUUCGAGUACUCGCUCGCCGACGGCACAGAGCUCUCCGGGACCUGGGUGAUAGAAGGAGAUACGAUGAAGGGAAGCUUUGUGCGCAAGGACAACGGCAAAACUCUCAUCACCAUCAGGCAGUUCGUUGGUGACGAACUUGUACAGAGCUACGAGUACGAAGGUGUGGAAGCCAAGAGGAUUUUCAAGAGGGGUUAAAAGCCGGACUGAAUGAGCCCGACACGCCCUCCAAACGCUCACCACACUCGUCUGAGGCGUCCCGCUGCACCGCGGCACCGUUUACACAGCCCAUCAGUUUCUGUUUGCACUGCUGAUUUUAAUAUAUACCAUAAUA
Molecule: messenger RNA, 585 nt
Organism: Trichomycterus rosablanca
Lineage: Eukaryota; Metazoa; Chordata; Actinopteri; Siluriformes; Trichomycteridae
Gene: fabp2
Product: fatty acid binding protein 2, intestinal
Exons: 4
Coding region: 51-449 (132 amino acids)
Biological process (GO): fatty acid transport
Cellular component (GO): cytosol; nucleus
Molecular function (GO): long-chain fatty acid binding
Source: RefSeq, a predicted model, not a curated record